Molecule: messenger RNA, 1503 nt
Organism: Larimichthys crocea (large yellow croaker)
Lineage: Eukaryota; Metazoa; Chordata; Actinopteri; Sciaenidae
Product: tetraspanin-8
Exons: 10
Coding region: 199-1032 (277 amino acids)
Biological process (GO): regulation of vascular endothelial growth factor signaling pathway
Cellular component (GO): plasma membrane
Source: RefSeq, a predicted model, not a curated record
CAACACCGGCCCCGAGCUCCUUCUGCCCCCGCCCUUCGGUGUCCUACAGCGGCCUGGCUGGAGGAGGAACAGCGGAGGGUUAUUCCUCCAUCUGACACUGAGAGACGACGGAGAGGAAGCCCUGCCCAUCGUCUGGCUCCUGGUUUCACUUUCACCGCCUGCUCUGAACGACAGUCAUCUCACAUCAACAUCGUUUGGAUGUUUCCCUGCUCCGUCCACCAACGCUGCAGCAGGAGGAGGAUGCCUCAGGUCAAGCCCCAUCUCUGGUAUCUCCUCUUCGGCUUCUGCAUCUUCCUCGUGAUUGUGGGUGGACUCGUCUUCGUCGUCGCCUUGGCUCAGCUGUUCCCAUCGCAGGACGUCGCACAUGGAGGAAGCGAUUUUGAAGGCCAGACAACCAGUCACAUCAUCCUCUACAUCCAUGGCUCCGUUACCAUGGCGAUCGGCAUCCUGGGAGCCUGCGGAGCCCAUCAGAAGAACCUGAUGGUUCUGAACGCGUUCCUGGUGUGUACCGUCGUUGAAGUUCUGCUGAUGCUCCGAGCUGGAGUCUAUGCUGCUGAAGACCGACCCAAGUUGGAGAUUGUGGUGGAGGAAAGGUGGCGUUCGUUUCUUCCACUGGAUCAGGCUUCAGACGACGUCAAGAAACGGGCUGAAGCUCUGCAGACAUCACUGCACUGCUGUGGUCUGUUCAGUUCUGAGGACUGGGAGCAGAACAUCCCCGACUCCUGUUUGUGCAACCAGGAGGAGACGACGGAGGACAAGUGUCAGUCAGUCAGCUACAGAAACUUCCUGUUUAACCUUUUCUGGCAGAAGAAGUCCGUCUUCAGACAGAACUGCUUCCCCUUCAUCGUGGACUCUGCUAGAACCAAUGCUAACGUCACACUGGCCGCGGCCUUCACUGGGCUCGCCCUGGCGCUGCUGGGCUUGGUGCUGUCUUCACUGAUGAUCUACCAGAUCAACACCUGCAAUGGCCCGAACGCGGCGCCCUUACCCGUGAUGUUCGUCGACCAACCGCCUGCCUACCAGCGCCUGUAGACCGCCAUCACCAUCGAAACCAAACCACGAAGCUUCAAAUAUUCCUGCUGCUGCUGUGAAGGGGACUGGGCUGUUACUGCAUGUUGAGAACCAUCGAGCGUCACAAUCAAAACGAGAUACAAUUCAGCAACAUGGAUCAAAUCCAAAGAGGUCUGGGCUGGUCCAGAUGAUCCGAGUCCUCGGGCUCAUAGUGACAAUUUCUGCUGCAUUUGAAAUGUAGAAUCUUGAAUGUUAUAGAAAACAUAUUGUUCAUGGCUUCAUGCCAACGCUAACAGGCUCCUACACGAACAGGUCAAUGAAUUAAUCGAUGAAUCGGCUGAUUGUUUCAGCUGCAGAACGUCACAUUUUUGUCUGAGAUGAGGUUUGACCAUCACCUGUACCUGAAUCACCUGUAGACUCUCGGAUACUUCCACUUGGACUUUGGCUUGUAGAUUUGUGUAUUUUCCCUGAACAAAUAAACCGUAAACGUUC